Chara braunii is the source of this 955-nucleotide messenger RNA. NCBI's taxonomy places the organism in Eukaryota, Viridiplantae, Streptophyta, Charophyceae, Charales, Characeae. The record is from the annotation of a GenBank genome assembly.
GACCCCAGUAGCCGCAUCAAUGCCCCAGAACAGAUGACCACACUACCGACUGGCCGAAGAUCUUGGAGGAGGCAGGAGUUGGAUUGCGACGGUUUCUUGCACCUAAGGUACACUAGCAGAGUGAUGGAACCGCUUUCCAUCACGAGGUUGAUAAACGAGGUCCUGGCCAGGAUAAUAGGAGAUGAGAGAGCGACGUGGCUGGAGCGGACCAUAAUCGUCUAUACCAAUAACGAUAGUAUUGCUUCUAGGCUUUGCAGACCAGCGGAGGUAUUCUGCGAUUGUAACGUCGCGCAAUGGAUGGAGGCCUACGAUCUGGAGCAGAGUCCAUGCAGGUCUCGCAAGUACUCGGACAUGCGCAGCAAUGCAUCGAUCGAGCUGCUCCAAAGCAAAGGUUAUACACAUGUAAUCACUUUGGACUCAUCAAUCACGGACAACCCACUACUCCAGGGCAUCAUCAACUCUGGACUGAACCAUAUCCCAUGCAUGACCCUGGAGGUGAAUGAGGCGGAGAACGAGGUGGACAUUGUCAGAUUCCUGGACAGACUCAUGGCGAUGGUGAUGGAACUACGCGAACUCACGGCGUCCACCCAGUCAUUUCUAUGGAGGAUAAUCUUGAAGAAGGCGAGAGCAAAAAUGACGAAAUACCGGGAGCAGCAUGGACACGUAGCCGCGGAGCCAUUCGAGCAUCCAGCUAUCAAGCUGACACUAAAGUUCCUCACAGACCGUUUUCUCAUCUGUCCGACGGAUAAAGCCCCAAGCACUCCAGCCUUCGUAUGCAAGAACUUCAUACAGAAACUCGCCUUUCAGAGGUUGUCUCGACCUGAGCUCACGAUUAUCACCGCCCCCCCUGCAUCGGUCAUCUCACGAAUGUAGGGCGAGCUUUCAGCUAUGCCUGUGCUUCCGACUGCACCAGCGACGCUCCCGUACCUGAUGACGACGUUCAAAGCGCACAAGG